CCUCAGUAUUGUGGGAUAUAAGUCACCUCGAUAUCUUCAAUGUGUAGGAAACUAUGCGUUUAACAAAAGACUAUGGAGUCACAGCCGUCGCAGAUGAAUAUUCAUUUAGUCGAGGAUGCAGCCUUAUCCUCCACGUACCGCGAGGUGCGGGGCAAGGUGCAAGCCGCGAUUUUCGAGUCGACACACACCGCUACCGAAGAUAGUUCGCCUCUAAAGGAAAGAUUCCAUUCAGAGAUAUGGCCGAGUUUAUAUCCUGACUAUGAGAAAUUGGUCAACGAAGUUGUACGCUACUGUCGCGAGGAGCUCAAAAGGAAACGAUUCGACUGUUUAGUUCUUGGUAGGGCGAAGACUGCCGAGUCUGUCAAGAAAUCACUCGACCGACGGGAAGAACAUCGUGAUAACCCCUACACUGGUCUUAACGAUAUAUUCGAGACAAUGCACGACCUUGCUGGGUCCUUAAUUAUAAUGCAAUAUGCGAAAGAUGUGGGAAUAGUAAAUGAGCUUAUCUCUCAGAGCUUCCAAGCAACUAAACCACCAACCCACUGGUCCCGCGAUCGCCAACCUGGCCCACUUUGGGCUUCACGAUUCGGAGGUUAUGAAUCUUAUAACCAUCAUGUGACACUGGGAGGAAUUUCCGAUCUACCCAGAGUUACUUUUGAAAUCCAGGUGACUACCUGUUCGGAUUUCAUGUACAAUAGACUUGCACAUGACUGGUAUUACAAGAAGGCUCAUGGACCGAUGUGUCGGAAGGAUGAAAUAGUCAUGGAUAUGCUGCACGGUGCAGCGAUUAUAUUUGAGGUUGGUGGAGAGUAUAUGAGAGAGAGACAAGAGGAGAACUACGGUCAGAUCGAGAAUGAAUAUGGUCUAAUUCAGGCCACCAAACUCGUAUACGGGACCGAGGAGUGGCAGCUCGAGUCUGAGAACCCAAAGUCUCUUUUGGAAAAGUUGAAAAGUUCCGGGUACGACUCUUUUACGAAGAUUGAACGUGUUGCUAAUCAGUUUUGGCCUCUGGGAGCCGAAGACACAUCUAGCGACGACCCCAUAGCCCGAUUACACGAAAUCAUCUCCCAACCAUUCAAGCGUCACCUUGUGAUCCCAUUUGAACAAAAGGGGGACUUCAUCGGACGAGAAUCAAGCUUGGAGCAGCUCCUCGAGAGAAUUCCUCCGAGCGUAAAGAAAAACGAGUGCCAGAGGACCGCUAUAGAAGGUCUAGGGGGCGUGGGAAAGACACGAAUCGCAUUAGAAGCAGCUUACCUGGUCUACGAACGCUAUCAAGAUUGUUCUAUCUUCUGGGUCCCGGCUAUUAACAUGACCAGUUUUGAGAAUGCGUACAGAGAUAUUGGCAAAGUUCUUGAUAUACCUGGGAUCGAAGACGACGAGGCAGACAUCAAGAGUCUGGUCAAGGCCGCCCUUGAAAAGAAUGCUGGAACUUGGCUUCUAGUUAUUGAUAAUGCAGACGACGCAGACCUGCUUUAUGGCCGGACAGCAAGUCCCGCCAUUCGCGACUACCUCCCCUUUAGUCGACAAGGCUCCAUCCUUUUCACGACUCGUAACCACGAAGUUGCUAUCGCGUUUGAAAUACAUGAGAAGAGCAUAUGUGUUAUCGAAAAUUUGGCAGAAGACGAAGCGAUAGAUAUGCUGGGAAGAAGUUUAAAGGAAAGCCAAAUGCGCGACGUGGAAAGCACGAAACAAUUGCUUGCCUCGCUAGCAUAUCUGCCGUUGGCAAUCAAACAAGCAUCUGCGUAUAUGGCUAGAACACGGAUAUCAACAACUAGAUACCUUGAUCACUGUCGUUCCUCUGACGAAACUCAAGUCAAGCUUUUAAGUCAAGAAUUCGAGGACCGGAGCCGGUACCGAGGUACUACCAACCCAAUUGCCACGACUUGGCUUAUCUCGUUCAACCACAUCGCCCGUGAUUACCCUUUAGCGGCACGCUACUUGAAGUAUAUAUGCUUUUUAGCAGAAAAGGAUAUUCCCAUAUCGCUAUUACCACCGGGAAAAGAUAGACUCGAAGAGGAAGAAGCACUUGGUGUCUUGACAGGAUACGCCUUUAUUGCCAGACGAGAACAGGGGGACUCAUUCGAUAUCCAUCGCCUCGUACGGCUGGCAAUGCGCAACUACCUCCAAAAUGAGGAACGAAUAGAAACCAUUACCAAUUUGUUCGUCCAUCUCUCUGAUGUAUACCCACACCCCACGCAUGAGAACCGGAACAUAUGGAUGAGGUAUAUGCCACAUGCGCAGAUCGCUUUAAAAGUCCGAGGGGAAUCAGUACGCAAUAUUGAGAAGUGUUCACUACUCUGCAACAUCGCAUACAGCUACCGGAUAAUCGCCAAAUACAAGCAGGCAGAACAUAUGUACCGGGAGGCAGUAAAGCUGAGCAAGGAGGGAUGGGGCGUCGAGGACCCCAAGACACUUGUCAGCAUGAAUGGCCUGGGCUGGAUGCUCUAUAAGCAAGGCAAAGACCAGGAGGCAGAACAGAUAAUCCUGCAGACAUUGAAACUAAGAAAGAAGUUGUUAGGUCCUAAGGAUCCUGACACACUUGACAGUAUGCACAAUUUAGCAUGCGUGUUUAGCGGUCAGGGAAAAUACGAGGCGUCGAGAAAGAUAAACCAACAGACACUCAAAUUAAGAAAGGAAGUGUUAGGCCUCAAACAUCCCGAAACACUUCGCAGCAUGGGCAAUUUAGCCCAGGUACUUCAUAUCCAAGGGAACCACCAGGCAGAAGAAAUGAAGCGGCAGAUGCUAAAGCUGAGCGAAGAGGUGUUAGGCCAUGAUCAUCCAGAUACACUCCACAGUAUGAGCAUCAUGGCCUGUAUUCUUCUCAGCAAGGGGAAGCAUGAGGAGGCAGACCUGAUGAAUCGGCGCGCAUUUGAACUAACGAGUAAGGUAUUAGGCCCCAAGCAUCCCGACGUAAUUCCUACCAUAAGCAACCUAGCCAAAGUGCUGGAGUACCAGGGGAAGUACAAGAAGGCAGAGAAGAUGAAGCGGGAGGCACUAGAGCUAAGCAAGGAGGUGUUAGGCCCUAAGCAUCCUGAUACAAUCAGCUAUAUGAAUAACUUAGCUACGGUGCUGUAUUUGGAAGGGAAAUAUGAGGAGGCAGAACAAGUUAAUCUGCAGGUAGUGGAGUUAAGUGAGGAAGUGUUAGGCUCCGAACAUCCAGACACAGUUAUCGGAAUGAAUAACCUGGCCGUCGUGCUUGCUUGUCAGGGGAAGCACAAGGAAGCAGAGCAGAUUUGUCGGCACCGGACAAGUCUCACUAACUCGAGUAAAAAGCUCUCAGGAUCCGAAGGACUGGAAACUCGACGUUUCCGGAUGACAAAUGGGAAGCAAAAAAAGAAAUAAGGCCGUCGAGAGAUUGGUUCGGUGGGUUGUGACUUAACAAUGAAGAAGGCAAGUGCAUAGCACCCGACUUAUUAGGUUGUUUAACAUUAACGCUGAUAGCUAACAGGUCCAUGUCAAUUCUAGUUGAGUUUUGCCAGCGAACCGACGUAGCAUAGCGCUACGGUAGAUCCCUUAUCAACAUCGCGUGUCACACAAAGAUAUUCCACGUGCUACUGCCGGGAUAGCAGAUGAUGUGGCCGUUAUAUGUCGUGGGUUCCGGUCGGCUCCAGGAUAGACCGCCGAGAUGGUGGCGCUUUCAAGCAUGCGUUUGCGCUCGUGGCGUGAAUAAGCAGCAGAAGAUAUUCCGGCAUUCGAAGAUUGGAUUUGAGACUGUGUUUCUAGUAUGGAAUUGAGAAGGAUUGUCCCGUAUAUGGAAGGCAGGUAAAAUGUUGUAACAACUUCAUGUUAAUUAGAUAUUGUCGUUCCUAUCUUCUCCUUCCAACCCCCUCUUCAUUUAAUGAUAU
Messenger RNA from Annulohypoxylon truncatum, 3845 nucleotides. RefSeq lists its product as uncharacterized. Gene Ontology annotation, molecular function: protein binding; ADP binding. The transcript has a single exon. NCBI's taxonomy places the organism in Eukaryota, Fungi, Ascomycota, Sordariomycetes, Xylariales, Hypoxylaceae. Gene Ontology annotation, biological process: guanosine tetraphosphate metabolic process. The record is from RefSeq and is a predicted model, not a curated record. The coding region runs from base 73 to 3342 and encodes 1089 amino acids.